Caenorhabditis remanei is the source of this 3300-nucleotide messenger RNA. RefSeq lists its product as uncharacterized. Gene Ontology annotation, biological process: tricarboxylic acid cycle; citrate metabolic process; acetyl-CoA biosynthetic process. Lineage: Eukaryota; Metazoa; Nematoda; Chromadorea; Rhabditida; Rhabditidae. Gene Ontology annotation, molecular function: ATP citrate synthase activity. Bases 1 to 3300 code for a protein of 1099 amino acids. The transcript has 6 exons. The record is from RefSeq and is a predicted model, not a curated record. Gene Ontology annotation, cellular component: cytosol.
AUGUCGGCGAAAGCAGUCAGCGAGCUCUCCGGAAAGGAAGUUCUCUACAAGUACUUCGAGUCGACCGGUAUCGUCAGUGCCCCGCAUGCGUUUCACGUGAAGGCCGGUGACAAAUUCGCCGAUGUCGCGGCCAAGUACGAUUGGCUCGCUCAUGACAACAAAGGAGUUGUUAAGCCAGACCAGCUCAUCAAGAGACGUGGAAAGCUGGGUCUGGUCAAGAUUGGAACACCGAGCGAGUUGGAAGCAUGGUUCGAGAAGACGGCGAACACAUAUGUGAAGGUUGGACAGACCGAGGGAAGACUCCACACAUUCAUCGUUGAACCGUUCUGCGCGCACACCGACGAUGAAGAGAUGUACAUCGCCAUUUACAGUGAGCGAUGCAGAGAUGUCAUCAUGUUCUACGAGCAAGGAGGAGUCGAUAUUGGAGAUGUCGAAGAGAAGGCUCGCGCUGUCCACAUCCCAGUCAAGCUCGAUGACAGUGAGAUGUCCAUCACAGAAAGAGAACUUGAUGUUCUUCUGGGACCAUGUAAAGAGAAGGAUGUCAUCCGAAAGUUUGUGAAGAAUCUGUAUGAAGCUUACAAGACUCUUCAUUUCACCUAUUUGGAAAUCAAUCCAUUCGUUCUCACCAAUGGAAAGAUUCACAUUUUGGACUUGGCUGCGAAGCUUGAUGAGACCGCCAACUUUUUGUGUUCUGAUAAGUGGAGUAGCCGAACGGCUUCAGCACGGAUUGCUCGCUCAAUCGAGUUUCCUGCUCCAUUCGGGCGUGACCUCACCACUGAAGAACAAUACAUCUCGGAUAUGGAUGCGAAGACUGGAGCAUCUCUCAAGUUAACAAUUCUCAAUCGUCAAGGACGUGUAUGGACGAUGGUCGCUGGUGGAGGUGCUUCUGUUGUUUUCACAGACACUGUCUGUGAUCUAGGAGGUGCUUCCGAGUUGGCCAACUACGGAGAGUAUUCCGGUGAUCCGUCGGAAUCACAGACGUACGAAUACGCAAAGACUAUUCUCUCCGUUAUGACUGAAGGGACUCCAAGACCUGAUGGAAAGGUUCUCAUCAUCGGUGGAUCCAUUGCAAACUUCACAAAUGUUGCUAAGACUUUCGGAGGAAUCGUUCGUGCCUUCGAAACGUUCAUCGAUAAACUCAAGGAACACAAAGUUUCAAUUUACGUGAGAAGAGGUGGACCCAACUACCAAGAAGGUCUUCGUCGUGUUAAAGAUGCAGCUACGAAACUCGAAAUUCCGAUUUAUGUCUUCGGACCAGAGACCCACAUGACUGCUAUCGUUGGAGCUGCUCUUGGAUUGAAGCCAAUGCCAACAGUUCCAACUGCCCCACAAACGACUGGACAAUUCCUUUUGAGUCCGGAAAGAAAUACCGCCGGAACAGAGCGUCCACCUGCUUCUCCAGCUUCAACAACUCAACAUGUCGAGCAUCCACUCACUAGAAGACAUCCUCUAUACCAAAGCUUGUUUGAGAACGACACGAAAGCUGUCAUCUGGGGACAGCAACACAAAGCUAUUCAAGGAAUGCUUGACUUCGAUUACGUGUGCCGAAGACAUUCUCCAUCAGUCGUUGCUUCGACAUAUCCUUUCACUGGUGACAACAAGCAGAAGUUCUAUUUCGGACAGAAGGAGAUUCUCAUCCCUGCUUACAAAUCGAUGGCCAAAGCAUUCGCUAGUCACCCAGAUGCCACUGUUAUGGUCACUUUCGCUUCGAUGAGAUCAGUUUUCGAAACCGUGCUUGAAGCUUUGCAGUUCCCUCAAAUCAAGGUGAUUGCUAUUAUCGCUGAAGGAGUUCCUGAGAACCAAACAAGAAAGUUGCUCAAGGUUGCUGAAGACAAGGGAGUCACUCUUAUCGGACCUGCCACUGUUGGUGGAAUCAAGCCGGGAUGCUUCAAAAUCGGAAACACCGGAGGAAUGAUGGAUAAUAUCCUUGCAUCGAAACUCUACCGUCCAGGAAGUGUUGCCUACGUUUCUCGAUCCGGAGGAAUGUCCAAUGAGUUGAACAACAUCAUCUCACAAAACACCAACGGUGUAUACGAAGGAAUUGCCAUCGGAGGAGAUCGUUACCCAGGAAGCACUUACACUGAUCACGUUUUGAGAUAUCAACAUGAUGAUCGAGUCAAGAUGAUUGUUCUCUUAGGAGAAGUUGGUGGCGUUGAAGAAUAUCGAAUUGUGGAGCUUCUGAAGGCCAAGAAGAUCACGAAGCCACUCAUCGCUUGGUGUAUCGGAACAUGUGCUGAUCACAUCACUUCAGAAGUCCAAUUUGGUCAUGCUGGAGCCUCUGCCAAUGGACAAGGAGAGACUGCUGCAUGCAAAAACACUGCACUUCGUGUCGCCGGUGCUUUGGUCCCCGAUUCAUUCGACGAUCUUGGAAAUAAGAUUCGUCAAACAUAUGAGGAGCUUCUUCGACUUCAGAUUAUCGUUCCACAACCGGAGGUGCCACCUCCAGCGGUUCCAAUGGAUUACGCAUGGGCUCGUGAACUCGGAUUGAUCCGAAAGCCAGCAUCAUUCAUGACAUCAAUCUGUGAUGAACGCGGAGAAGAGCUCAACUACGCCGGAGUUCCAAUCACGAAGGUUCUUGAGUCGGACAUGGGAAUUGGUGGAGUUCUUGGAUUGCUUUGGUUCCAGAAACGACUUCCUCCACACGCCAACAAGUUCAUAGAAAUCUGUCUGAUGCUCACUGCUGAUCACGGACCAGCCGUCUCAGGAGCACACAACACAAUCGUUUGCGCUCGUGCUGGAAAAGAUCUGAUCUCUUCUCUCACUUCGGGACUUCUUACGAUUGGAGAUCGUUUCGGAGGAGCUUUGGAUGGAGCUGCUCGUCAAUUCUCAGAAGCAUUCGAUCAAGGAUGGUCUCCGAUGCAAUUCGUUGGAGAGAUGCGUAAACGCGGAACACACAUUAUGGGAAUCGGGCAUCGUGUUAAGAGCAUCAACAAUCCAGACAAGCGCGUCGAAAUCCUAAAGCGAUUCGCAUUGAAUAAGAAGGAGUUUGCUCAGGAGACACCAUUGCUCGACUAUGCUCUCGAGGUAGAGAAAAUCACGACGGCAAAGAAGCCGAACCUCAUUCUGAAUGUCGAUGGAGCCAUCGCGAUCAUCUUCGUGGAUAUUCUUCGCAACAGUGGAAUGUUCACCACUGCUGAGGCGCAAGAGGUCAUCGAGAUAGGUGCACUCAACGGAAUGUUCGUGCUCGGGCGCUCGAUUGGAUUCAUUGGUCACUACUUGGAUCAAUCUCGUCUCAAGCAAGGCCUCUACCGUCAUCCAUGGGACGACAUUUCUUACAUUAUGCCAGAGAGAAACUUGUAA